Messenger RNA from Amoebophrya sp. A25, 1265 nucleotides. The record is from the annotation of a GenBank genome assembly. Lineage: Eukaryota; Dinophyceae; Syndiniales; Amoebophryaceae.
AUGUGUAUCCAUAUGUACUGCCCGCCUGUGUUGUCUCUGAUGGCGCCUAGGGGUGAAGGUCAAACUGUGUGUAGGAAGUGUUCCAUUCAUAGUUCUGUGCUAGGUAUAGGCGCACUCUCGCUUCGAAGUGUAUUUGUACGUAGUUAGUACUACCGCCCGCUUCUGGGUUUCCUCGUUGCACCAUGAAAGGUAUAGCCGGUUGCCAAUCUGCAAUGAGUAUAACCAUGUCUCGAAGAUGGAAGUUCUCUCAAUACAACUAGCAGGCUCAACAUCGAAGACCUGCACACGAGUCCCCUCGCCCUGGACAACAUCUGUCGAGCAGGUAAAUGAGUGAAUGAAUGCAGAAGCACACCUGGCGUCGAUGAUCGCCGCAAACUACAAGAAGCCUCCCGUGAUUCAGCCAGCCCGAUGCUUAUGAUUUAUCAUUUGGGGGGAUUGAGUCAAAAGGCUAGGAUGCUCCUCUCAAAGGACUAGUAGGUCGAUUAGUGGCAAUAUCCAUAGACUUAGCGAACUUCAAUUAUCUCGUAUGAGCGUACUUUGCUGCUCCAAUAGUAUUGAAUACGUUCCGGCGUAAAAACAAACUGGCGAGCGUUGUAGACGUUUCCGGUUCGAGAUAAUUCGUUACACUAUAUCGGUAUCGUCUGUGUUGCCUAUGUCGUCGGUUUCGAUGUUGCUACGCUUCCAAUUUUCAACAUCAUACUGCUAGUGAACUUGUCUGGUUUUCAGUCUUUUUCGACAGUGCUAUUCAUGGAGUUGUUGACUAGUUAUCGACGAAGCGAUGUGAUGCUCCACCCGGUGAUGUCAUAUUGAUGGCAUUGGGUCUCUCGCUGUCGCUUCUUCUUUUUCUCGUGGAAAAAUCGAUCAUUUAGUUUAUCAAUACAUGAAGAAUAAUAUGGAGGAUUGUUGCGGGUAGCUGGGUCAUUGUCAUCGUCAGGGUUAUUUAUAUUUUCAGAACGGUGGGCGUCUUAGGUACUACAAUAACGUUGAUGCGCAGAGCUGAUUCUCAACCACUCGUCUACACCGCCGAGCAAAGGAGGGAACGGCCAGGCCGAGAGACAAGGGGGACCCUUAGCUUCGCGGUAAAAGUGUAGUGAUUGCAGCUGGAUGUAGAUAAGGCUGGCACGAAUGGCAAGAGGAUGAAGAUACUUCGAAUCUAGCGAACUAGCGUCAGCAUCUGAAAUGGUGCGUCUUUGUCUGAUGAAAACACCGCUUUCGUGAUCCUUCAACGAAUGAAAUGCCUAUGGGAGGGGAAUUCAGACAGUGCA